Molecule: messenger RNA, 1827 nt
Organism: Penicillium hordei
Lineage: Eukaryota; Fungi; Ascomycota; Eurotiomycetes; Eurotiales; Aspergillaceae
Product: glycerol kinase
Exons: 4
Coding region: 1-1827 (608 amino acids)
Biological process (GO): glycerol-3-phosphate biosynthetic process; triglyceride metabolic process; glycerol metabolic process
Cellular component (GO): mitochondrion
Molecular function (GO): glycerol kinase activity
Source: RefSeq, a predicted model, not a curated record
AUGCAGCCCUCAAAUACCUUUGUGGGAUCAAUCGAUCAAGGCACAACGAGCACCAGAUUUCUAAUCUUCAACCGCGAAGGCGAGCCAGUAGCAUCACAUCAAGUCGAGUUCAGCCAAAUCUACCCGAACCCGGGCUGGCACGAACAUGACCCCCUCGAGAUUGUAGCCUCAGUAGAGACCUGUAUCGAAGAAGCCGUCCAGAAGUUCGAAACGCAAGGCCACACCAGGAGCAGCAUCCAAAGCAUCGGAAUAACCAAUCAGCGCGAAACAACCAUAGUUUGGGACUACGAGACCGGCGAGCCCCUGUACAAUGCUAUUGUAUGGACAGACACACGGUCUCAGGAGAUCGUCGCAGAACUGAAACAGAAACCAGGGGCAGCGCAGCUCCAGACACUCUGCGGUCUGCCGCUGUCAACCUACUCGUCAGCUACAAAGCUGCUCUGGAUGUUGGCGCAUGUCCCAAGAGUGAAGGAUGUAUUUGACCGCGGCACACUGGCGUUUGGUACCGUCGAUGCUUGGCUGGUAUACCGUUUGAACGGUGGAGUGGCUGCCAACGUCUUUGUCUCGGAUUCAACAAACGCUUCGCGGACCAUGUUUGUGAACUUGGAGACGUUGCACUAUGACGAGGCACUCCUGGACUUUUUUGAGAUCAGGGGUAAGGUUCAUUUGCCUAGGAUUGUGCCCUCGUCUGAUGCGACGGCGUACGGGGUUGUUGCCUCUGGGGCUUUGGCGCAGGUUCCGAUUAUGGGAUGUCUGGGGGAUCAGUCCGCGGCAUUGGUUGGACAGAAAGGGUUCUCACCUGGAAUGGCCAAGAACACUUAUGGCACUGGAUGCUUUCUUUUGUACAAUGUUGGCAACAAGCCAGUGUUCUCGACACAUGGAUUGCUGGCUACGGUGGCUUACCACUUUGGUGGGACGCCUGUCUAUGCACUCGAGGGGAGCAUUGCUGUCGCUGGGUCUGGGAUCAAAUUCUUGCAGAAUAACUUGGAUUUCUUUCAGGAGUCGAAGGGUGUCGAUGACCUUGCCUACUCGGUGGAAAAUAAUGGCGGAUGUGUGUUUGUCACUGCCUUCAGUGGACUUUUUGCGCCGUAUUGGAUCGAUGAUGCAAAAGGGACAAUCUUUGGGAUCACCCAGUACACCCAAAAGGGCCAUAUCGCUCGCGCUACUCUAGAAGCAACUUGCUUUCAGACUAGAGCAAUUCUAGAUGCAAUGGAGAAAGACAGUGGCCAUACACUAUCCGAACUGGCUGUAGAUGGGGAUCUGAUAUCAAUCCCUGUCUACCGCCCCAAGAUGCGCGAGACUACAGCUCUCGGUGCAGCAAUUGCAGCUGGCCUUGCCGCUGGACUUUGGCACAACUUUGCAGAGCUACGCGAUAUCAAUCGCUCUGGUGGUGCCGUCUUCGAGCCCCAGGUCCCGCGGCAAGAGAGCGCUGAAAAAUUCGGACAAUGGGAGAAGGCUGUGCAAAUGAGCAGAGGCUGGGUGGGAUCUCAGAGCGCCAAGCAGGAAGACGCUGAUAGUCUGAAAAACGAAACAUAUGCGCCGGUGAAGGAUCAUGAUCUCCCUCCGCCUAAGGUAACACAGAUCUUGCAUAAUUCCGUGAUCUCAGAUGUGGCUAAGAGCUCUACAUACACCAGAGCUGUUAAAGAAAGGAAUCAUAUUUCGGUCAAGGAGAUCGAAGUUCCAUCUCUACCUGUACAGACGGCAUUGGGGAGUGUGUUGGGUGAUUUGGAUGAUGCAGAGGAAGAGGAUUUGUUCUUGGAGCUGCGGAAAGUGGAGAUUUUGCAAAGACUCAGGAAGCUACGGAAGCGACAGUCAGAUUGUUAUUAA